Molecule: messenger RNA, 1339 nt
Organism: Halichondria panicea
Lineage: Eukaryota; Metazoa; Porifera; Demospongiae; Suberitida; Halichondriidae
Product: vesicle-trafficking protein SEC22b-like
Exons: 5
Coding region: 91-492 (133 amino acids)
Biological process (GO): vesicle fusion with Golgi apparatus; endoplasmic reticulum to Golgi vesicle-mediated transport; retrograde vesicle-mediated transport, Golgi to endoplasmic reticulum
Cellular component (GO): SNARE complex; Golgi membrane; endoplasmic reticulum-Golgi intermediate compartment
Molecular function (GO): SNAP receptor activity
Source: RefSeq, a predicted model, not a curated record
AUAAUUAUUGUUCCAAAUAGAGCACAGAACACACAUAAAGCAAGUACCUAUCAGAAGAAGAAGCACUGAAGAAAGAAGAGCUCAGGAACAAUGGCCCACCUGACACUAAUAGCCAGAGCCAGUGAUGGACUACCUCUGUCCGCAUCCAUUGUCAAUGAAGAGUCUGGCCGGGAUUAUGCUGAAUACCAACCCAAAGCCAAGCAGAUAUUCCGCAAGCUGUCGUCAGUCAGCCCCCCUCGAUGCUCAAUCGAGUGUGACCCGGGUCGUAUGGUGUUCCACUACAUCCUUGAGGAGGGGAUAUGCUACCUCCCCCUGUGUGACCCCACCUAUCCUGCCAAGCUGGCCUUUAACUACCUCGAGAAUUCACACAAAGACUUCAGUGAGCAACAUGGCAACGAUGUACACAAGGCCAGUCGACCGUACCACUUCAUUGAGUUUGAUCUCAGUGACAAAGUGGGGAACCUAGUCGACCACUCUCGUGCCAGAGGCUAAUGGCUGAUCAGCUAAUGCAGCAUGUGAGCAUCUCCUGGCUACUGUGGAUUGGUUUUGGACUGCUAGUUCAUGCUCUUGUCUAUUGGAGACAAUAUCUGCCAAGUUUCACCAGAGAUGUGUACAAGUAUGGUAAGCUGAGGAGUGAGAGUGGCUGGAGCUGGAUGAACCCUAGUGUGCCCAAGACUCAAGGAGGUGGUUCACCCACUUCUACGUGUGGGGGUGGUGUGGAACUACUCUGUAUUCCUCUACUAUACCAGCCACUGUCUACUGCACACACGACUACCGCUAUUGGGACCAACAGCACUGCUGCAUUUGAAUUCAGGUAUAGUCAUACCGUAUAGCGGGUAUUUUUCGGGGGACAAAAUAUUUGUUGUUCAGCAAUAUUGAGACAUUUCGUGGGUAAUAUUUUCGUGGUUGGAGCAGGUAACGGUAGGCAAAGUCGCUUCAUUCGUGGUUAGAGGUCCAACCACGAACACCACAAAUAUUUUGCCCCACGAAAAUUCCCCACCUCUGUACGGUAUUCAGUCUAGUAAUUGUACAUACCUUGAUUAAGUAUUAAUUGUAAGUGUACUACCAAGGGCGUAUAAAAGAAGAGAGGGCAUGCAACUCCACUAUCAGUACACGUAGCUAGCAGAGUUCAAACGUGGGCGGAGGAAUGUGUGCAUUUGCAUGAAGUGCUAAAAAUAGAAAUUUCUAUUUUUAGCAUUUCAUGCACUGUCAUGCACAUUCAUCCGCCCACGUUUGAACUCUGCUCAUAUAGGAGUUGCAUGCCCUCUCUUCUUUUAUACGCCCUUGGUACUACUGUGUAAUUGUUGACUUGUGUGUGGGUUGUUAUAAUUCUUGUUUA